Messenger RNA from Cynoglossus semilaevis (tongue sole), 2434 nucleotides. RefSeq names its product heat shock cognate 70 kDa protein-like. The transcript is spliced from 9 exons. The record is from RefSeq and is a predicted model, not a curated record. NCBI's taxonomy places the organism in Eukaryota, Metazoa, Chordata, Actinopteri, Pleuronectiformes, Cynoglossidae. The coding region runs from base 166 to 2073 and encodes 635 amino acids. Gene Ontology annotation, molecular function: ATP binding; ATP-dependent protein folding chaperone.
CUUCAACAACCAAGCAGGAAUUAUUCAUCCUCUCAACCAACUAACCAACCAAGGAGGAAACGUGGGAAAACCUUAAUCAGAAAAAAAAGCAGAGAUUAAGAAUUAAAGUUGAAAAGAAACGUGAUUUCAACAAUUCCAUAGACUCAACCCCUCAGGUUCAAAGACAUGUCGAAGGAAACAGCUGUGGGUAUCGACCUAGGAACCACCUACUCCUGUGUGGCCGUGUUCCAGCAUGGGAAAGUGGAAAUCAUCGCCAACGACCAAGGAAACCGGACCACACCCAGUUAUGUGGCCUUCACUGAGACAGAAAGGCUAAUUGGAGAUGCAGCCAAGAACCAGGUGGCCCUUAACCCUAACAACACUGUGUUUGAUGCCAAGCGUCUCAUUGGCCGCCGCUUUGAUGACAGCGUAGUUCAGUCCGACAUGAAACACUGGCCGUUUUCUGUCAUCAGCGAUAAUUCUCGACCUAAAGUCCAAGUGCAGUACAAAGGUGAGGCCAAGACCUUUUACCCUGAGGAGAUCUCCUCCAUGGUCCUCGUGAAGAUGAAAGACAUUGCUGAAUCUUUUCUGGGAAAGAGUGUGUCAAACGCCGUGGUAACUGUUCCCGCCUACUUUAAUGACUCGCAGCGUCAGGCCACCAAAGACGCCGGCGUGAUUGCCGGACUCAACGUGCUUCGUAUCAUCAACGAGCCGACUGCUGCUGCCAUCGCCUACGGUCUGGACAAAAAGGUGGGUCAUGAGAGAAACGUCCUCAUAUUUGAUCUUGGUGGUGGAACCUUUGACGUCUCCAUUCUGACCAUAGACGAUGGGAUCUUUGAGGUGAAGUCCACAGCAGGGGACACCCACCUUGGUGGGGAGGACUUUGACAACCGGAUGGUGAACCACUUCAUCUCUGAGUUCAGACGUAAACUUAACAAGGACAUCAGUGACAGUAAGAGGGCAGUGCGACGUCUGCGUACAGCCUGUGAACGAGCCAAACGGACGCUGUCCUCCAGCACGCAGGCCGGCAUCGAGAUUGACUCGCUCUGCGACGGUGUGGACUUCUACACCUCCAUCACCAGAGCACGCUUCGAGGAGCUCAAUGCAGACCUGUUUCGAGGAACCCUGGAGCCUGUGGAGAAGUCUCUUCGAGAUGCCAAGAUGGACAAGGCUCAGAUCCAUGACAUUGUACUGGUCGGAGGCUCCACCCGAAUUCCCAAAAUCCAGAAGCUUUUGCAGGAUUUUUUCAAUGGAAAGGAACUUAACAAGAGCAUCAACCCUGAUGAGGCAGUGGCUUAUGGUGCAGCUGUCCAGGCAGCCAUCCUCACCGGUGACCAGUCGGAGAAUGUGCAGGACCUGCUGCUGCUGGACGUGGCCCCACUGUCACUGGGAAUUGAGACAGCAGGAGAAGUCAUGACCGUCAUCAUCAAAAGGAACACCACCAUCCCCACCAAGCAGACCCAGACCUUCACCACAUACUCUGACAACCAGAAUGGAGUUCUCAUCCAGGUGUUUGAAGGAGAACGAGCCAUGACCAAACACAACAACCUUCUCGGUAAAUUUGACUUGACUGGAAUCCCACCUGCUCCCAGAGGAGUUCCCCAGAUCGAGGUGACCUUUGACAUUGAUGCCAAUGGCAUAAUGAACGUGUCUGCAGUGGACAAGAGCACAGGGAAGGAGAACAAGAUCACCAUCACCAACGACAAAGGUCGUCUGAGUAAAGAGGACAUUGAGCGUAUGGUCCAGGAAGCCGAGAAGUACAGGACAGAUGACGAUGUUCAGAGAGAGAGAGUGUCCUCCAAGAACCGUCUGGAGGCCUACGCCUUCAACAUCAAAUCCACCCUGGAGGACAAGAACAUGAAGGGGAAGAUUAGUGAUGAGGACAAGGAGAAGAUGCUGGACAAGUGUAAGGAGGUCAUCAGCUGGCUGGAUAGAAACCAGUCUGCAGAAAAAGAGGAGUUUGAGCACCAGCAGAGGGAGCUGGAGAAACUCUGUAACCCUCUCAUGACCAAGCUGGGAGCAGGCGGAAUGCCAUCUGAUUUCCCUGGGCCUAGAGGCGAUGGUUCUGGUCCCACAGUGGAGGAGGUUGACUGAGCCACGUUUUUAAGGUUUCACUCUGUUCUUACUAGAAAUGAUUGGUAGAGAUUACAGCAGUUGUACCAGUUCACAGACGUUUUUAAAAAAUGACUUGGGUUAAAUCCAAAAUUGUCCAAUUAGAACCUUUAUCCCAGGUGCACUAUACAAUGACAUUUGUAGGUAAACUCUUCAUCAACAGAUAAUGACAAACAGUGUAGCCAAAGGUAAAAAAAAAAACCUUUUCUUUAAGUUUUUGAUCUGUGAGGAUGUGAAAUGUUCAAAUAGUAUCUAAAUAAAAUGAUCAAAGAAUAAACAGUAAGUCAUGUUUGUCAUCUGUCAAUCUGGAUCCUUGAUUAAGAACGUUUUAAAUAAAACUCUG